AUGGGGUCUUUGGCCUAUCUUAGCCUUUGGCUGCUUGGCUUCUUCAUGAGAGCUGUUGAAGCAGACGCCUGCCCCAGGGAAUGGCUACAGUACCAGGGCAACUGCUAUGGGUUUUUUCAGGAGAAGCUGAGUUGGCACGCAGCUGAGAUUGAGUGUCAGAGUUACGGCCGUGGCACCCACCUCGCAUCCAUCCUGGCAUGGCCAGAAACUCUGAUAGUGUCCAAACAUAUCUGCACUUACAAGAAAGAAAGAGAGGUUGACGUCUGGAUCGGACUCCAUGACGCUCACCAAAAUGGAAACUGGAGGUGGUCUGAUGAGUCUUCAUAUAACUACAGGAACUGGAUGCGUGGGGAACCCAACAAUCUCUGGAAAUCUGAGUACUGUGUGGCUUUGAGGGCCUCAGCAGGACACAAAGGAUGGAUCGAUGCUGUUUGCAAGAAACCGAAAGCCUAUAUCUGCAAACAUGAACUCUAG
Messenger RNA from Rhineura floridana, 474 nucleotides. Its product is annotated as C-type lectin-like. Gene Ontology annotation, molecular function: signaling receptor activity. The transcript has 5 exons. NCBI's taxonomy places the organism in Eukaryota, Metazoa, Chordata, Lepidosauria, Squamata, Rhineuridae. The record is from RefSeq and is a predicted model, not a curated record. Bases 1 to 474 code for a protein of 157 amino acids.